Molecule: messenger RNA, 600 nt
Organism: Anisakis simplex (herring worm)
Lineage: Eukaryota; Metazoa; Nematoda; Chromadorea; Rhabditida; Anisakidae
Source: the annotation of a GenBank genome assembly
AUGCAAAUAAGAGACGAGUGGCGGUUGUGCUCAUCGCCGUCAUUAGCAUCAAGAGAUUCGGAUAAGCGGAAAGAUGAUUUACUGAAGUUGGUGAGGGAGAUAGUCGGUCAUAACAUGAAAUACAAUGCAGAAAUUGAAGCGUGUGAUUUGCUGAUUGAGAUUGAACGAUUGGAUGUGCUCUCGGAAUUUGUUCAUUGUGAUGAUCAUGCUCGUGUUUGUCUUUAUCUCAUCAGUUGUUCACCACUCUCACCUGAUCCGGAUAAUCGAACUCUGAUAAAAACAGCACUGGAUAUAUAUAUGAAGUUUGGAAAGAAUUUAGAAGCACUACGAUGUGGGAUUUGGAGUAUUGGAGAAAUUACUGCGUUGGAAAGUCAGUGGAAAUCUUUGGAAAUACGUGGAGCAAAGGUUAAAUUGAAACCAGUAGACAGAAGAAGACCAGUGGAAUCAGUGUCCAUGGUAUUCGUGGAGAACACUGGAAAACAGUGGACAGUCGUCAUGAAGAACAUUGGUAUCGCUGGAACGGGAGGCAGUGGAAAACAGUGGACGAUUCAAAGCCACAAGUUUCAAAUACGGUCGUCUGAAGCCGAAGCCAAGCAAUAA